UUUUUUUUUGUCGAAAAGCAAAGCAAGCAAAGUCAAUGAUUCUGUACCAUCGGCGCUCCUCACAACAGAACCUUCUAGGUUCUUCUGUCUCAUUCAUCUUGCUUACUGCAGUGCCCAUUAUAGGACGUGUUCUGUUCGCGGUUGACUAUUUCUUCGGGUGUGAAUGGCAAUGCUGUCGGAGUCGGGUCUUCAGGGUUCCGCCAAGGAUGCUCUGGAUCCGCAUCCGGCCGCUCUUGCGCCCCAUCAAUCGCCGACUAUAUAAACUGAAUCACUUUCGGCUUCUUCUAGACUUCCUAAUACCGCCUAGUCAUAGCCGAUUCAAAUUGAAAACACUACAAGUUAAUAUUCCACCAUGCUUACUCUGACCGUCCCUGAAAACUACGGCUCCGUCAUUGCCGUCGCUCUGGGCGCCAUCCCCGUCCUGAGCUUCGUCCAUGGCGCCGUCGUGUCUCGUCUCCGUAAGCACGCCGAUUGCCCCUACCCUCACUGCUAUGCGACCGUAGAGCAGUGCAAGACCAACCCCAAGGCUGAGCAGUUCAACUGCGCUCAGCGCGCUCAUGCCAACUUCCUUGAGAACUCCAGCCAAACUAUGCUCUUCAUCCUGGUGGCUGGAUUGAAGUACCCCCAGUUGGCAACUGGCCUUGGAAGCAUCUGGGUUCUCGGUCGCUCACUGUUCCUUUACGGAUACGUGUACUCCGGCAAGCCGCGGGGUCGCGGUCGUUUGUACGGCAGCUUCUACUUGCUUGCGCAGGGAGCUCUUUGGGGAUUGACCUCUUUUGGAGUCGCGAGGGAGUUGAUUUCCUACUUUUAAGUUUGGAUUGACCUCGUGGGUGUGAUUGGCGGUGUUGGCUAUACCAGCUAUAUGUAAUAACCUCUACUAUUGUAUAUUACUACUCAACGCGUUUACUAUGCGUACUGCUAGGGUCCGCAAUGACAAUGGCUUUCUGAUUGA
This is a messenger RNA of Aspergillus piperis CBS 112811, 952 nucleotides long. Its product is annotated as MAPEG family protein. The record is from RefSeq and is a predicted model, not a curated record. Gene Ontology annotation, cellular component: membrane; nuclear envelope; endoplasmic reticulum. The transcript is spliced from 3 exons. The coding region runs from base 353 to 811 and encodes 152 amino acids. NCBI's taxonomy places the organism in Eukaryota, Fungi, Ascomycota, Eurotiomycetes, Eurotiales, Aspergillaceae. Gene Ontology annotation, molecular function: glutathione transferase activity; glutathione peroxidase activity.